CUCAAAAGUUAUUUUUCAUUUUUCAUUUUUUUGAAAAAUAGAAAUUCAGAUAAUUAUCUCAUAUGAUACAUAGGGUAUUACUUAACCUAUAAGCGUCACAAUGGCUAAUAAGGUAAUAUUUUCAACCACUGUGUGACAAUUCAUCAUUUGAGCUUUUCCAUUUUUGGUGCGAAAUUCCUUUGUAGAAAUGCUUUUUCCUUUUUCGUAUUUAUUUUUAAAAUUCAAUAAAUCUGAAAAGGAAAAUAUAAAGCAGCAAAAUUACAAAUGAAAACCCAGAAUCGAUGAUAACUAUGCCGAAAAACGUGGCGUGCAAGUAACGGCCUCCUUUAAAUUCGGCAUGUCGGGUCUCUUCCGUUGUACACCGCACACUCACCUCAGUGACUCGGUCGAUCGGCGAUUUUUCACAGAGCUCGCAGCCAUGGCUCCUCCGACUCUUCUCGGCCCUCCAGAAUUCAGCAAACCCGCACAGACCAUCCCACCGUCUCAACCCGAACCCAAAUGCGAGCCCAAACCCCCAACAGGCGAACCCUUCGUCGAUCUGAUGGUCUCCAGUUUCAACAACAUAUCGAUGGAAAAGAAGCCCCCGAUGGGCCUGACGGAGAACAACUCCGCCACCUACCUCUCCACCGGCAACCCCUGCCUCGAUCUCUUUUUCCACGUGGUGCCGGAAACCCCCGCCGAUUACCUGAACGAGCAGCUCCCGCAGGCCUGGGCCCAUAACGCGCUGACCACGCUCAAGUUGAUUUGCAACCUCCGAGGCGUGCGCGGGACGGGGAAGUCCGACAAGGAGAACUUCCACACGGCGGCGUUUUGGCUUCACGAGCACCACCCCAAAACCCUCGCGUGCAAUCUCCAAACGUUUGCGGAGUUCGGGUAUUUCAAGGACCUCCCGGAGAUUCUCUACCGGCUUCUGGAAGGUGAGGACGUGCGGAGGAACCAGAGGGAGGAGUGGAAGAACCGAAAAUCUGGCGGCGGCAAGAAGAGGUGGAAUUCGGGUCGGGAUCUCGGACCCGAACAACCGAUCCCGUUCAAAAAAAUCGGGGCGAAAAUGGAGAAGAAGGCCGGCAAAAAGAAGGAGAUGACGCAAGAAGAAAAGGAAGCGAAGGAAGCGAAGGCGAGGGAGUGGGAAAAGUCGGAAAAGGAAAAGGCGAGCAGGCUGAGGAAGGAGAAGAAGAUCGCCAUGGCCAAGAAGGCGGUGGCCCGGUACGAGCACGAUGCGGAUUUCCGGUUCCUGCAUGAGCGGGUUUCGGAUAUCUUUGCCGAGUUCUUGAAGGCCGAUAUGGAGAAUUUGAAGUCGAAUCAGAGCAACAAGAUCAGCCUCGCGGCAAAGUGGUGCCCUUCGAUCGACUCCUCGUUCGAUCAGGCCACUCUGAUCUGCGAGACCAUCGCGAGGAAGGUGUUCCCGCGCGAAUCGUACAAGGAAUACGACGGCGUUGAAGAAGCCCAUUACGCGUACAAAGUGAGGGACCGCCUGAGGAAGGAAGUGCUGGUGCCGCUGAGGAAGGUUCUUGAGCUGCCAGAGGUGUACAUUGGGGUCAACCAGUGGGGUUCGAUUCCGUACAACAGGGUGGCUUCCGUGGCGAUGAAGAAUUACAAGGAGUUCUUCUUGAAGCACGACGAGGAGAGGUUCAAAAAGUACUUGGAGGACGUGAAGGCGGGCAAGGCGAAGAUUGCUGCCGGAGCUCUGCUGCCCCAUGAGAUUAUCGGGUCUCUGGAGGACGGCGAUGUUGGGCAGGUAGCGGAGCUUCAGUGGAAGAGGAUGGUGGAGGAUAUGUUGAAGUUGGGGAAGAUGAAGAACUGCUUGGCUGUGUGUGACGUGUCAAUGAGCAUGUCAGGGACUCCAAUGGAGGUGUCGGUGGCGUUGGGGCUGCUGGUGUCUGAGCUGAGUGAAGACCCGUGGAAAGGGCUGGUGAUCACUUUCAGUGAGAAUCCUCAGCUGCAUUUGGUGAAAGGGGACGAUCUGAUGACCAAAUGCCAGUUUGUGAGGAGGAUGGAUUGGGGUGGGAACACUGAUUUCCAGAAGGUGUUUGAUUUGCUGCUGAAAGUUGCGGUGAAAGGGAAUUUGAAACCGGAGAAUAUGAUCAAGAGGAUUUUUGUGUUUAGUGACAUGGAGUUUGAUCAGGCUUCGGCCAACUGCUGGGAGACGGAUUAUGAGGUGAUACAAAACAAAUAUAGGAAGAGCGGGUAUGGGGAUGCGAUCCCGCAGCUGGUGUUUUGGAAUCUGAGGUACUCGAUGUCUACACCGGUGCCUGGGAAUCAGCCUGGGGUGGCUCUGCUGAGUGGCUUCUCUAAGAAUCUGCUGAAGCUGUUCAUGGACAAUGAUGGGGACAUUCAACCGGAUGUUUUCAUGGAAUUAGCCAUCUCGGGAGAAGAGUAUCAGAAGCUAGUUGUGCACGAUUGAGUGAUCAAAUGACGACGAGUUGAGUUUUGCAUGUUAAUAAGAACAAGUGAGAACAUAAUGUGAUGCAGUGCAGGUAGCGUCUGUUUUGUUGCAGAGUUUUAUACCUAGGAUAAAAGGUGAAAUGAAAAAUGAAAUCAUAUGUUUUUGGUAAAGUUAUAUAUCGGGUUCUAUGUUCA
Messenger RNA from Pyrus x bretschneideri (Chinese white pear), 2577 nucleotides. RefSeq lists its product as uncharacterized. The transcript has a single exon. Lineage: Eukaryota; Viridiplantae; Streptophyta; Magnoliopsida; Rosales; Rosaceae. The coding region runs from base 338 to 2401 and encodes 687 amino acids. The record is from RefSeq and is a predicted model, not a curated record.